AUGUUCCCCGCGCGCCCCGACCCCUUCGUGCUGGAGGAAGCAAGCAUCGCAGCGCUGGCGUGCUCCGGCCGCACGUUAUCUGCGGACGAAUCUCUGGAAGUGACUCCGAGAUCGGCGGAAUCGUCGCCGAAAGUGGCAAGGAAGCACGCAGACGUUGGGGGUAAUGAAGAGGCGUCGCCAACCCAGGAGCGCCUGGUGGAAGAGCCCAUUCCGGAGUCCGAUGACGAACGCAAGGACAAAUACGACGACAAAUUCGAUGACAGAAACGAUGACAGAAACGAUGACAAAAAUGAUGACAGAAGCGAGGACAAAUACGACGAUAAAAAUGAUGACAGAAGCGAGGACAAAUACGACGAUAAAAAUGAUGACAGAAGAGAUGACAAAUACGAGGACAAAUUGGCGCCGAAGGAACCCGUGCUAGCAGACCCGCAUAAAGAGACUGAGGCCGACAACUGGCUUGACUACGUAGUCGACGCCGCAAAGGGGCGCGUUAAACGAAAGCCCGGUACAUCAGCGUCGGACCAAUCCGGUUCCGCGCUGGAUCUGAGCAAGGGAGGGUUGGUGAAGGUUGCCAAGGUGGCAAAGCGCGACGAGGUCGCCACGCAGAGCUCCGACGGUGGAAGGUUGUGGCGAGAUCGCCUGAAGCUUCGCCAGCAAAUGCUUAGCGAGGAAGACCUUGACAAACCCUUGCCCACGCGACAGCAGCGUAUGGCCGGGUCCGACGAAGUUCAGCGCAAGUAG
Messenger RNA from Babesia bigemina, 741 nucleotides. RefSeq lists its product as hypothetical. The record is from RefSeq and is a predicted model, not a curated record. Lineage: Eukaryota; Apicomplexa; Aconoidasida; Piroplasmida; Babesiidae. The transcript is spliced from 2 exons. The coding region runs from base 1 to 741 and encodes 246 amino acids.